GUAGCUUCAUUGCUUUUGUAAGAAGAACUUCCGGGCUGGAGUAUUUAUUCCGUCCCGGUGUUUCUGUACCGCUGGUCUGUGCUGUGUCAGGCGGUUCCGGGGUCCUGGCGGGAGUGCAGGAGGAAGCGCCGCGGCGGUACCGGCGCCAUGCCGAAGUGCAUCGUUUCCCGCUGCCCCAGCUCGUGUUCCAACAAACAGACCAAAUCUACGGGGAUCGUGAUGCACUCGUUCCCCUGCAACCUGGACAGAAUCAAGAACUGGCUGCUGAACAUUGACCAGAACUUUGGGAACAUAGACACGUUCGCCAGUCGGAUCCUGGAGGAAAAGAAGAAGCAUUCGGACCUGUAUCGCCUGUGCUCGGAACACUUCACCCCAGAAAGUUACAUCAACACCGGCAAAAGGAUGAGCCUCCGACCCGACGCCAUUCCCACUGUCUUCAAAGAGCGGCCGCAGAACAGAGGGAUAAAGUGCGGGCCGCCUGUCAGACGCCACAGUAGAAUAACGAACCCGGAGGGGUCCAAAUACGUGGAUGUCGGCACCAACACCGAGCCCGUAGUAGUGACGGAUAUUGGCUUAAUGGGCGCCAACCAGGACGGGUCACCUAAACGCGUGGAUGUCGGCACCAACACCGAGACGGUUGUGAUGAAGGAUAUCAGCACCCGCACCGAUAUCUAUCAUUCCGUGAAGCACCGCGGCACGCACACCGACCCGUUCUGGGGCAAGAAAAAUGUCAGAACCAAAACCGAUCCACUUUUUGGCAAGAAAAAUGCCAGUACCAGCACAGAACCCGCCGCUAACGGCCUUCAACCCCAAGGUGAAAUUGGUUUUUCAAAACCGGCAAAGCGCAAGCGUCUGGGCGCGGACGCGGCGUCUCGUUAUUCGCUGCUGUCAGACGAGGCGGAGCCUGGGGUAAAGCAAACGCCUUCAAAGCGCAGAUACAGAAGCACUAAAAACCCAAAUUAUAUCCCAUUGAGCCGCCCAGUGCUGGAAAGCGACACGUCCGACAGCAGCAGCGCCACCUCCGAGGACGAUUCCGCGGGGAACGCGGACGAAGCGAGCGCGGAUCAGGCGGACAUCUUGGUCCACGAGAGCAAGUACAUUGUGUUCGAGUCGUGCCUGGACGAGCUGCUGCUGAAAAUGAACUGUAGCUGCGGCCGACCAAUCGCAGAGCUCAUCAAAAGCGUUCAGGGGACCUUCCUGUCCGUGUCGGGGCGCUGCGAGGCCGGCCAUGUCCGCCAUAUGUGGGACAGCCAGCCCAAAAACGGAGGGACCCCCGCCGGAAACAUCUUGUGUUCCGCCGCCAUUUUAUUCAGCGGCAGCCGCUUCCACCAAGUCGACGAACUGUUCCGAUUCAUGGGGCUGCAGUUCAUCGCUCAGUACGCUUACUACCAAUACGAGAAGCGAUUCCUCUUCCCCGUUCUGGAACGUUCCUGGCAAAGUGAGCGCCGGGCGCUGAGGCAAAGCCUGGCGAGGAAAUCCGUCUGCCUGAGCGGCGAUGGGCGGGCGAGCAGCAGGCCGGGCAGCAAGUACUGCGCCUACGCCUUCCUGGAGGCCACCGGCAAAAAAAUAGUCGACUUCAGCAUCGUGAAGAAAACGGAAAAGCAGUCGAUAUCCGCCGCGAAGAGACACGCCUUCGAGACCUGUCUGAACAGCGUGUUGGCGGAGAAGCUGAACGUGGAGGUGGUCGCCACGGAGCGGCACGAGGGGAUACGGAGGUUAACGUGCGAGGAGUUCUCCCCUAUUAGCCACGAGUAUGACGCCUGGCAUUACGGCAGAGCCAUACGGAGGAAACUCCUCGCAGCCAGUAGGAAGAGAAGCUGCGGCGACAUCGCUGCCUGGACGCCGGCCGUUAUUAACCACCUGUGGUACGCGGCCAAGUGCAGCGCCGGGGACGGGGAUUUACUCCGAGAGAAAUGGCGGUCCAUCCUGCGCCACGUCAGGAACGAGCAUCAGUGGACUAACGGACUCUCCGCCCAUUCCUGCGGCCACCGGAGACUUAACCUCUUAGAGUCCAAGCAGCGCCGCUGGCUAAAGGUCGACUCCCGCGCGUAUCAGCAACUGAAGAAAAUCGUCACGGACCCCUUGGUUCUGGGGGACCUGACCCACCUCAGUUCUCUCAGCCACACGGAUCAGAUCGAGGUUUUCCACAGUUUCAUGUUAAAGUAUCAGCCCAGAAGGGCCCACGUGAGCCUGGAGGCCAUGGAGGCAAGUACCAAACUAGCGGCGCUGGCCCACAAUGCCAACGUCCACCGGCACCAGUCCGUGGCUAGAAUUCCGGGUCGGAAUAUAGGCUUCCAUUCCAAAACCAGGAAACCUUGGACUACCAAGAGGAUAUACGAUCCGGAAUCCUCGGCACAUUUGUUCCCCGUGUUAGUGAGCGCUCUGAAACUGGCCAAUGGGGAGCCGAGCCACAGCUGGGGGGCACGUGAAACGCGGAAAAACCGAUAAGGCCUCCUCCUAUCACGUUAGGGGUCUUUGUUUACAGUUAUAAACUCUCUGGGACGUUCCUCUUUGUUGCCCCCGUGCCUCUGCUUUGGGGUCCUUGUUGCCACUAGGGGGCGAUGUGACCAAGAACAGACCAGGGUGUUUAGUUGGGGGGCUCGCCAUGGAGAAUCUGGGGGUGCUCGCUACUAAGGAACAUUGCCACAGGAGUCCAGGUUUAAAUGUGGGAUCAAAAGGAUCUUUAAAAAUGACUCCUCACAUAAUCAGUGGUAGCCAAUCACAGCUCUGCCUUCACACAGGGAAUGAUGUACUGCAGUUCCCUGUCAGGUCCAGUGGCCGCCACCCUACCAGGCUGAGAGAUGCUGAUAUAUUAUUUGCCCUUUAAGAGAAAACGACAAUGCUGAGCUGAGAGCUAUAGUACAACAACACUUUGGCCAAUUAGCUCUGCUCUAUGUGGGGGGGUUUCCUUCUGCUUCCCACGUCACUUUCUUACCUUUUCCUAUUGGCCUUUUUCUUUUAUUAUCCCAUUUUCUUUUACUGCACUCCUGCCCCAGCAACAGACCUGCCCUACUGCCCCGGGGGGGGGGGGCAAAUCAGGCCUCUUCCCAUUUGCUAUUUAUGGAUUCACUUUGGGGGCUUGGUGGGCACAGGGUUGGGGGGCAGAAGCUGCACUGACUGAGUCUACAAUGUGUUUUCUUUGACCCCUUCACAGGUUGGGUGGAAGUAAUAGCCCAUUAAAGGGUAAGUAAACCCUCACAUAUGGCCAUAUGUUAUAUCCUGCACUUACUGCACCAACAUAAAGGCCCAGCGUCUCUAUAGUAAUAAUGAUCCCGGCCUUCCCAGUUGUCACAGGAGCCCCCAGUCUUAGGGGCAUAUUUAUUACAAUGUGUAAGCCAGGGGAUGUUGCCCAUAGCAACCAAUCAGCAAUUAAAUUUGAACACUCACCUAAAAGCUAGAAACGAAAGCAAAGUCCUGAUUGGUUGCUAUGGGCAACAUCCCCGGUGAUGCUGGCUUACACAUUGUAAUAAAUAUGCCUUAGUGGGAGUGUCUGUGGGUAAGUGACUGAGGGGCACAGCGAUGGGAGGAGAACGGCGACUUAUGGUACCGAAUGGUCUCACUGUUAUGUUUUUAGUACAUUGUUAUUGUCUUCCUUAAUGUUUUUUAUAAAAUGUAUAAAAAUCUUUUAAAAAAUCAAUAUAUUAUUUGUGUUCUGUCACCUACA
Molecule: messenger RNA, 3664 nt
Organism: Xenopus tropicalis (tropical clawed frog)
Lineage: Eukaryota; Metazoa; Chordata; Amphibia; Anura; Pipidae
Exons: 2
Coding region: 148-2448 (766 amino acids)
Molecular function (GO): DNA binding
Source: RefSeq, a predicted model, not a curated record